Vitis riparia (riverbank grape) is the source of this 847-nucleotide messenger RNA. RefSeq names its product AP2/ERF and B3 domain-containing transcription repressor RAV2-like. The coding region runs from base 80 to 682 and encodes 200 amino acids. Lineage: Eukaryota; Viridiplantae; Streptophyta; Magnoliopsida; Vitales; Vitaceae. The transcript has 2 exons. The record is from RefSeq and is a predicted model, not a curated record. Gene Ontology annotation, molecular function: DNA binding.
AUUAGUUACAGUAAAACCAUUUAUAUACGUACACCAAUUUCAAAGUUGAUAUUUCAUUCUCUCUCUCAAGUGCAGAAAAAUGUCUCAGAAAAGAGAUGGUAGUGCAAGUCCAUCGGAUGAAGAAAUGAAGAAAAAGGUGAAACUUGAUGCAUCUUCAUCAAGUGGAUCAGCUUCUGUGAUUGGAACGCCUACUAAUGAAGAUGGCUCGAAGCCAUUAAUGGAAUCCAGUGCAAGUUUCCCAGAUGAAGAGAAGAAGAAGAAGAAGAAGAAGAAGGAGAAGAGGGGUAGUUCAUCGGCAAGUUGCACCGGCAAAGACCAGUCUUUCGGAAAGAUGAAUAGGAGAACCCUCCUCUACAAGAAGAGCUUAACCCUUGACGAUGUCACCAAGUUCAAGAUCAUGAUUCCACUAGAAUCUGGUAGAAAAUUUCUCGCAGAACCUGAGAAAAUUGACGGAAAAUAUCAGAGCAAAAUGGUGUUACUUAUGGACCAUGACCAACAGAUCUGGCCGAUGGAGGUUUCAUUCGAAGAGCUGAGCAGCUCCUACGUGCUUUGUUUGAACUGGGACAAAUAUUUCAGGAGAUAUGAAUUGGAGGCGGAGGAUGUGAUUUUCUUAUAUUUCGACCCCGAAAUUCCCAGUUUUGGUCACUUCCUGAUUGAAUAUGAAAAAAAAGGGUGCUUUUGAUCCGCCUGCAAGUGCAACUCGAGCCCAUUAAUGAAGAAGAAACCCAGGUCUUAAUUUACAAGAAAGUGAAAUUCAGAAUUUUCUUUCAUGAAUAUUUUAGCCCUCUAUCCCUCUUUUAACCUCUUCUUGGUUGCCAAUAAAAGGUGGAAAUUAAGAAUUAUGCCA